AUGAAUUGGACCGAGGGAAACUUGUCUCGCCAUUCCAGAGGGAGACAGCGUAAUGAAUUACUCACGCGACAGAAGCAACAUUUCGCAAAAGUCCGCAAUGGCCUAUUCAACGGUGGUGUCAAGAAGAGCCCUAUAUCUAUAUCCUUCCUCGGACCCGGAAAUUCACGAGGCUCAAGACACCGUGAUGGUUCUGGAGGUGUACAAUACAGACCAUUGUCAAGCCCCCUCUUAGUUGAGAAGCGGAAGCGAGCUCCGGAUGUAUCAGGUGACUUUAAACAUCAAUCAUCUAUCCGCGAAAAGAGAAGAAGAUUACUUGAUCAACAGGAUUGGGUUGGAUUGAAUUUGCAGCAACCAAUCGACAUCACUUUCCCCAGGCAGCUCCAACCGCUCACCGGUUCAAGAUGGGCUAGAUCAGGUCGCUCACGGCCACGUGCGGUGCAGAGACGCCAUGAAUCACCAAGCAGUCCUCUCCAAGAAGCUCGUGGUCAUCCAUUCAAAAUUCAGAUUGGAAGUCAGGAAAUCAACCCAAGUCUGAGCACAGUGUCAAGAAGAUAUAGCCUAGCACCUCAGCCCUUAGCGAGCUCAUCUCAAAUACGAUCAAAUCCAAUUUCAAGCCCAGAACCCAGCCACGCUCGUCAUCUAUAUGUGGCGCCAACGCGAAGUAACAAGUCCCCACGGAUUACAGAGGAUAUCAUGUACGAAACAGGAGAACAAUAUGAUACAUAUCCCAAGGGACACGUGAGGCCACUAGAGCCAGAAGAACCAACCUACGUUGUCCACUCCUCGUCGAUCAUUCAUGAACCAGUUCCUCGCCGGAGAUACAAUAACUUCAUGGUACUGGAUUGGUCUCCAGCUUCGUCCGGAUCCGAGGAUUGGGGAAGUAUGCGGGUGGAGAUCGAGCGCCCAGCGAGGCCAGCGCCGUCACAAGAAGCGGACCAAGAAUUUUGGAAAAACUUGGUUCCUAGCUCAUCAGAUAACCUACCAAUUGAUGCUGCAGCUACUUUGCAUGUUACGACGUCGUCGAGCACCUCAGGAACUAGUGUUUUACCAUCAAAUUUGCAGGCAAGACUGCCAAGUUACGAUAUCUCGAGCGAACCGGUAGCGAGCAUGAGUUAUCAGUUUCCCGACUCAAGUACAAGUAGCUACGAUGAUAUUCGAAUUCCCAUUUACGAAGAAGACGCUGCUAUUUCGAGUAAAAAUGAGUCAAAUAAUAAGAAUGCCGAAACUCAACUAGAAUAUGAUAACGAUGCUUGGAUGAAAUUUGUCUUCGGUGGCGACAGCGAGGACUUAGAAGCGAGAGCAUUCACAGAGGCUGCGCAACAAGCCGCGGCAGAAUUACGUCCUCCUGACACACACACAUUCGCCGUCAGUUUUACAGAAAAUAGUGCGGUUUGUGGAGUAGACUCUUUUGGACGCGGCGAGAAAGACGAUAGCCCCCAUCUCUCAUGUUCGAGCGAAAGUCAUAUGGCAACACAAGGGACGCUAGACUCAGAAGCGGUAUCUAGCAACUUAGCUACGGCUGGUUCAACGACUAUGACCGAGCAGGGUUCACCUUUUCGCUUCGCGCAGCCUAGAACUUUCGUCGGAAAACUUGCUAAUUCAAGUACUUCAACGACGCAUGGGCCGAAGCCCACGUCAAAUUAUCGUGGGGAGAAGAGAGGCAGACAUAAGAGGAAGGCUACAGAUGGAAGGACCGAUAUUCGACAGCUUCCAGAUUUCGACGGGGACCCAAUAGAAGAGUUCGAAGACGAAUGA
Molecule: messenger RNA, 1755 nt
Organism: Annulohypoxylon truncatum
Lineage: Eukaryota; Fungi; Ascomycota; Sordariomycetes; Xylariales; Hypoxylaceae
Exons: 1
Coding region: 1-1755 (584 amino acids)
Source: RefSeq, a predicted model, not a curated record